GUACGCCUCACUUUCGCCCCCACCGAAGUGCGCAAUCUCCUCUCCAUACACACCUGGAAUAAAACUAAAGCAUAUUAGCAAAUAACAUCCAUUCGAUCGUUGCACCAACACACCUCCGACUCCUUCAUUAUCUUUCUCUAUCUCCACAAAGGAUGGUGUUUCCAGAGCAAGAGCGAGAGUUAAUAAGUUGUUAGGUCGCCGGAUAAUAUACAAAUUUUUGUCUUCCCUUCAACAUUUACUAACUAACUCACUCGAACUGGGCAAUAAAAUCAGUUACAUCGGAAGAACUGUUGAUUUUCAACUCCAAGUAACCUUUCCCCCAUUUGCAUAUCUUAUGGUUUUGUGACACCUUGACUUAAAUCGAUUUCAACGGGUGUCAAGGAUUUGAGUUCAUCAAACAUGAUUGGUGUUUAUGUAGUUAGUAAUGACUGCAUUAACAACGCGUACAACGGCAGCUGUAAUUACAGGAUUAUCAUCUAACAGACUUAAGAUGUUGUAGAUUGGAUUCUGUGGAUACAUGGAAUGAUUAUUACGUAUCGAUAUUCAGAUGAUAAUGAAUUUCAGCGAGUCUUGCCUUGGGAUCCCAGCGACAUUGUCAUGAAAUCGUAACAUUCAAAUGUUUACAAACGUGGAACUUAAAUAGUUGAUGGCAGUAAGUCGACAACCCAAGAGCUGCAAUUUCGUACGUCGUGAAACAUAAACUGUUCAUUUAUAGGCCUUAAUUACUCAAGAAUGGCAAUGGCAUGAAUGUGAUGAAAGCGACUAAUCUGAGUUCACCGGAAAAGAGAGCGCAUGCAAGCUGCCGUUCAUGAUAGACCGAAGACAGUCCAGCAGUCCUGGGGGACAUCAUUAUUGUAUUCUGGCAACAUCAUGACACAUACAUACAAACAAUUGCGUGACAUCAUGGCGAUAUUUGCUCAGGUGAAGCAGAUUUGUUUGCCAGACUUUCGUUACUUCGUGACAAACUGAGAGAUCGAUCUAGCCUCUCUUCGACGCAGUGAUAUCUCUUUGAAAGACAAAUGUUUGUCAUACAGCAUCAACCUUUAAUGAAAAUGACUAUUCGUUAAUAAUCAUGCAAGGUAUUGACAGUGGAUGGAUCAGAGUCUAAGUGGCUUCGGACUGAUAAUGCCUUUAAUUAUAAUAUGAUGAUAUGAUUUUAGCGAUCAAAACACUCGAAUCCGACACCUUGAAGUGAUAAUCUCAAUCGUGAACAAUUAAUAACACAUUUGAUCAGUAUUUGUUUUGAUGUUUAUAUGGUUAUUAUCAUCACAUUUACGGUUAUCUAAUUGUAUGUACCAUCUUAUGUACCAUCUAAUCAAAUGAUACUUUGGACGAUACUUAACGGAAAUCAACGCGUCUUAGCUGAUAUCUUUUCCAUAAAGAUGACUUGAUUUCUAAAUAAUGCAAAUAAGAGGAUCAAAAUAAGAUUUCAUUGAGUUAAACUGAUCGGCGGUCACUUGAAAGACGGCAGAACAGAGAACCAACGCUUGGGCAUUUCGGCGUUUGUUGGGGAGUUUUUAAAAGUCAAUUUUACGACUGAUCGACUAAAUUUCUGUCCAUGGAUCAUAAUUUCAUUAUGUAGAGAGGAAUCUCAUCAAUUAGACAUAUGGUAACCUUGGAUGCAUUAUUUCGAAUAAUGGCGAUGAAAUCGGAACUGAGAUCGGCUUAUGGUGGUUGCAAUUUGGACACCAAACUGUCCCUUUUAGAAGUUGGGGGCGAAGGGGCAUCGUCACCGUCUAAGCCGAAGUUGUCGCACAACAACACUCCUUUCUUGCCCAGAAUUCGAGUCGAAGAGUGCGGAUUGACCGUCGAGGCCCGAGAUAGAGACUCUUGGAAGCGAUUGAAAGGCACUGGUAUGAGAUGCUGGAAACCUGGAAAGAGAAGAAAGUCAAAAAAUAAAGGCGAAGAUGACAAGUCCCCCACAAACGCGCCAACACUACCGUUGCGUGACGGGUUUCACACGCAAGAACAAAGGGAAGAGGAAUGCGACGCGCACAGCGUAAAGUCGAGUAGUAGCUCACUUUACCAAUGUCCAACGUCGGCAUUCAUUGGAUCUCUUCAAGUUGGGAGCGUUCCAUUCAGUCAUAGUAGAGCGAGAGAGAAUGCCCGGAUGGCUCGCGCAAUCCGAUGGCCGAUCGGUUGUCUUAAAUAUUCGACACCGCAUUCAUCAUCGACUUCGGACGUCAAGACGGACUCUUUGAUGUCGGUUGUCGAAUCUUCGAAACAGCGACUCAUGCCUCUCGUACCCUCGCCUUCUGCACCCUUGAAAACUCCGAGUAAUGUUUCUCCUCGCGAAAGGGUGAUUCUUAACAAACUUGCUUCUAAGCGAAAACAGCAAUUAUCUCGGCGACUAGGGAAGAGCAACGAUGGGACCAACAACACCGGGUCCUCUCCCGAAAGUCGACUUCCAUCGCCAAUUGAUUUUGAUCAGUUCCUUCCAACAACUCACUGUGCCCAUCUUGUAAACAUCACCUCAUCAACGACACAACCAAGCUCGAAAUACAUCUUACGCAGUGACGGUCUUUACGAUAUCAUCGAUGACUCGACGCAAACCCGUUUAGAAAAGCUUCAUGGGUCGUCAUCCACGGUUUCGUUGUCGACCAUACCUAUAGAACGGGUGUCCAGUGGGUCGAAUACGAAUACAUCAGGCUACGAAUCGGUCAACGGAAUCUCAACUCGAACAUUGCAGGGCCACAACAGGGAUUGCCCACUGUGUAACGACUUUAAACCGUCUGAUGUCGGCCAUUUUUGCCCACCAAAUACGCCGGAUGAUGUCACCAGUCAUGCAGACAUUGCACAAUGAAUACAGUUAAGAACGUAUCGAUUUGGAUGUGUCUCAUUAACCUGAUAUGAACAUAUUUUUUUUCUUUUAAUUUGAUUGAUCAAAAUGAACCAGAAUAAUUCAAAUCAUAUAAACUGGAAACUAUGACAUCAUAACAACUCAUCCAAUAAGUAAUUAUGAUGAAGCUGUAAGCUCAUAAUUUGCACUGUUCUUCUGUAACUGCGAUUUCGCAAUUCCAAUCCAUCGUUUACGCAUAGGCCUACUUAUUAUUUUUCAAUUAAAUCAAAAUCUGCAAAUAAUCAUAAAUAAUUGACAACUGACCUCUCGUGUAUAUGAUUGACAUAAAUGAAUUGUACAUGCAUGUUUGACUGGAAUAUGACCUUGGAUUAGAAAAGUGAAUUACAUAUCAUUUAGCGACCCAUAGUUUACCCAAUUAGACAUUUUUCUUGAUAUAGAAAAUAAUUGAACAUAAAAGUCACAUCGCGAAAUGCACAUAACAUAUUAGUACUGUCUAUUUGACCGUGUUAUAAAGUUCACUAUUGGGCUAAUAUUGUUAUAUUUAAAUUCAUGUUACAUUAAUUUUUAAUGCAUUUUAAACAGUCAUAGUUUCAAAGUAUUUUUUCAAAUUAUUAUGUUAAUACGUCAUUUCUGAGUUGAUAAGAGAAUUUAAUUCUACAAUACCCCUCAAUCAUGUCAAUGAUAGCAUUUCCGAAGUUACUAUGGACUCCUUGUUUAAUAUUAACAGAGAUUUUUGUUAUCCUUUUAUCAAGUAUGGCUUAUUUGUUUUAUAACCUCAUAUUCAAGAAUAUUUCAAGAAUAUAUCUCAAUCUUUUAGGAAUGAUAAUUAUAGGAAUUUGAAUCACGACGUGAUCGAGAAAUGCCAAUUACUUAAUUUCACGAUGUCAUUUCGCAUAUUCGAGUGGCUACGAUUAUUUAAAAAGUUUGCAAGGGCUUCAUCUAUUCUAUUAUUAUUAUUAUUAUGUAAAUAUCACACUUAAUUGUAUUUUAAACAACCCAGUGUCGAGUUUUAAGCUUGAUUUACCUCCCAUAAACCGAUGACGUUAUUUUUUAAACUUGGCGAAACAUUUGUUGAUUUACAAUGAUUGUAAGGAGUAUACGAAGAAAUGGUUUCUAAGAGAGUUGAAUAAAUAAAGAGUCACAUGAAGUAUAAGUUAUUUUAGUUGCAUAUUCAGUUAAAGUAAUGCCCAUCAAUAGUGUAAAAUAAAGAAUUAAGGCACAUUGUAUCAAUUAAGAACUACCUCUCACUAUUUCCAUUACCCUUUUUUUCAAUAUGUAUGUUAAAUUCAUUAAUCAUUGAGUUGUGUUUGUGAUGUCUAUUCAUCCGGGGGGGGGGUUAAGCAGCAGCAACACAAGUGUGAUUGUAAAAUUAUUCAUUUUUUUCUAUGACGAAUUUCACUAAAAAUCACAAUCUCUUUGCUGCGCGCUUUUACCAUUGUUGACGUAGGGCAAAUGGUAGGCAUUGCGCAUGCGUUCUUCUGGGGUUACCACCGCCGCGCUAUUCAUACACAUAUUACUUUUAUUCUUAUCUUGCGCUUAUGCAAUUCGGGAGCAAUUUUCGCAAAUUCUCUUUCGGAAUUCUCUUUUCAUAAUGGGCUUUAUCAAAUUUAAAGUUAGAGCUCGAUCUUUACCAUCUGAAGAAGAAAGUUUUGAUUAUUCUUCUGAUCAGGCAGAGGGUAGCAAUGUCUGCUGCUUGGCAGGGAUCAAGAAAUUAUUCUCUAAGAAUAAGAAGGUGAGGGAUUUAUUUCAAUAUACAUGUUACCUCUUAAUAGUUUCUGCUAUUAAAUUUGAUCGUUGUCUCUUCACUUUGAAAAUAUAACUUAUUAUAAGAUCAGAUAUGAAAUA
Messenger RNA from Lytechinus variegatus (green sea urchin), 4645 nucleotides. RefSeq lists its product as uncharacterized. The transcript has 2 exons. The coding region runs from base 1607 to 2803 and encodes 398 amino acids. The record is from RefSeq and is a predicted model, not a curated record. NCBI's taxonomy places the organism in Eukaryota, Metazoa, Echinodermata, Echinoidea, Temnopleuroida, Toxopneustidae.